AUGUCUGAGGUUUUACUGAAUGACUCAGCUGUAAAGCAGGAAUAUUUUGAAGACGAAGAAAGCCUCUUGAAAAGUGAUGUGUUCGAUUCCGUACCUGAGACACUGUCGAAUGAAUUGACUGAGAUUGGUUUUGACAACGGAUGUCCUGGUGUUGUUGGUCGUGAUCCAUAUGGUGACCUAUUUUUAAUGGAUCCCAAUGACCUACUUGGUGUAAGGGAAGAGGUCAUUGGGAAUGACACAAGUAACAGCCCGGAAAGUGUACCUGUAUGCGAUUCAAAUAUUGCUACGGCGGAUGAAUCUAACGACUCUACUAAUGAACGAAUCAAUUUAAAACGAAAAAAGACGAAAAUUCGACACUACAACUUGACCAAACAGGAAAUGGAUAGCCGUGAGACCUCAGAUCCAGAUGAAGGAGCGCAAAACAUGGAUUAUUCGCGUUCUAAACUUCCGUACAUUCAUCCAUCGAUAAAAGUUGACCCUGAAACUGACUUAGGAAAUCUGCCGUACGUUGUAUACGGCAACACAGUUGGGGGCUUAGGUGGCAAAAGCUUUCUGGUAAAUCGCCGGUACUCGACAAAUGCCAGCCACAAACAAAUCCAUGUUUGGCAUGGACAGCCACGCUAUCGGCGCCAUUUUCCCUUGUGUACUACUGGAACAAGUGGUACUCGAUUCAUUCCUCAAGCUUAUUGCCUUGGUAGUUCGCAGUCAUUUCAAGGACAUUCCCGUAUAACUUUAAAACGUUUCCCACAAUCGAUUAUCCGACCUACUAUGGACGAAACUGAGACAGUGUUUGUCGCAAGUCCUCGAUAUAAUGUUGCUAACGUGAUUACGAAUGAUUCAUUUACACCUGGUGGACCUGCCUUGACAGUUAUCAGUCCAAACACAAAACACCAAACAGUUACAUGCCAAACCAACCAGCUACCCCCCAUCGCCCCUGCUCCAGGAAGUCUGGAAUCUUCUGGAUCUAAUGACAUUAAUCCGUCUGGUGUGUACGGAUCCUCGAAUUCCGGUAGUAUGCUUCGUACCGUACCGUGCCCACACAAAGGUUGUGGAAAGCUGUUUCGUGACAAUUCUGCUAUGCGUAAGCAUUUACACACACAUGGUCCACGGGUACACGUUUGUGCUGAGUGUGGAAAAGCAUUUGUUGAAUCUAGUAAAUUAAAAAGACAUCAACUAGUUCAUACUGGUGAGAAACCUUUCCAAUGCAAUUUUGAGGGUUGUGGCAAGCGCUUUUCAUUGGAUUUUAAUUUACGCACACAUGUACGUAUACACACUGGUGAUCGUCCUUACAUAUGUCCGUUCGAGAAUUGUCACAAACGUUUUGCCCAAUCUACAAAUUUAAAGUCUCAUAUUAUGACACACGCCAAGGUCAGAUAUCGAGGUCCACGUAGCUCUUCAACAACUUCACAAACACCCGGAUACUUCUCUGAACUUGAUGAAUUAUCAAUUCCUCAGCAGUCUUCGGUUUCUGAUAAUGUCGAUGAUUCGAACAAACCCUAUUCUGCACUAGAAAAUGAUGGCGGAAAUAAUAUACAAGCCAAAAGUACAUCUCCUUUUAUGGUAACCUCAUCUAAUUCUUCCAACUCAAAACAACCAUAUAUAAAAGCUCCUCGAGGUUAUACUCGCCCAACCUCGGCAUCACAGUACACUUCUCAUGAGUCGCCACCACCUCCAUACGCGAUCGAUGAGACAUCUUUGUCUGUAUCCACAGGUUCUAAAUGUGAAUUGCGGAACGACCCAUACAUUAUACUACCGAAAUAUACACACAGUAGGCGGAAAAAUUCCAAACCAACUAUUAACCCUAAUGAUGAUAUUGAUGAUGAUAAUGAUGACGAAGACGUAGAAGAUUGUUUCAUAAAGCAAGAAUUUGAUCGUAGUUUCAUAUUAUCGGAUCCAGGUAUCGGUUCCGAAUUGUUCGUUGAUUCUGCUCAAGAAGAUCGUGAUAUAUGGCAUACUAAUGAAUAUUCCACUUUAGAUCGUCUACAUUUGUCUAAUUCACUGGGAAGUUCAAACCACCAACCUAUUAUUAUGUGCACAAGAGAUCAGCGUCGCAGGAUAAUUCAACAAAGCAAUAUUAUGCCAGACUAUAUUUUAUGUCGUCAACAAACGAUACCUAUCUUGAGAUUGCCUACUCCUGCGCGUACAGUAGUAUCUAUUGGACGACCACAGCAGCAGUCUUGA
Molecule: messenger RNA, 2181 nt
Organism: Schistosoma turkestanicum
Lineage: Eukaryota; Metazoa; Platyhelminthes; Trematoda; Strigeidida; Schistosomatidae
Source: the annotation of a GenBank genome assembly